UUUGCUGAAUUUGGAUUCUCAAUUCCGUACAAAACAAUCAUGCUCUUUAUUCCAGUUGGUGCAGCAGCUGGUUUUACUGCUAGUCUGUUUAUUUCCAAAAACUUGAAGAAGAAGAAUCAGUUUAUUAUGGCUUCUUGUAUCAUGAUAGUUUCAGCAGGCUUGAUAUCAUUAUCCUACUAUUUAAAGAAUGUAUCUGAAGAAAUAACACAGUACAAACUGUUUGCUCAGAUCCUUUUUUCUGUUGGUAUGUUUGGAAUGACUUCAGGAUAUGGUGCUGGUUAUGGCAGUGUUAUCUAUACCCUACCAGGAGAGUUACUAGCUCCUGAGGAUAAGAGUAUGGGAGGAGCAGCGGCUGAAUCAUCUCGCAUGAUUGUUGAAGCAAUGGUAUCAAAGGCUUAUCCCUACAUUCUUGAUGUUUUUGGGUUCUCAGUUGUGUUCUUAGGCCAUGCAGUUGCAAUCUUCCUAUCUGCUAUUUUUGUGUUCAAGGUUCUACCAGAAACAGAUGACAAAAGCAUAACAGAAAUUCAAGCACUAAUAAACAAGACAGACAAAGAAGCAGAAGUUGGACUAUUAAAGCCUUAUCCAUAUUUUGAAAAAGAUGAUGAUGGUCAGUUCUGAACACGACUGAAAUGCAAUGAAUCAAUAACUUUUACAAUUAACUAUCCAAACUUUAAAAAGGUGAUUUUGUAUUAAAUCUAUGCAUAUAUUGUUCUUUCUCUGUAUCAAAUAAACA
This is a messenger RNA of Eurytemora carolleeae, 733 nucleotides long. RefSeq lists its product as uncharacterized. The coding region runs from base 40 to 618 and encodes 192 amino acids. The transcript is spliced from 7 exons. Gene Ontology annotation, biological process: monosaccharide transmembrane transport. Gene Ontology annotation, cellular component: membrane. The record is from RefSeq and is a predicted model, not a curated record. Lineage: Eukaryota; Metazoa; Arthropoda; Copepoda; Calanoida; Temoridae. Gene Ontology annotation, molecular function: hexose transmembrane transporter activity.